Phycodurus eques (leafy seadragon) is the source of this 6595-nucleotide messenger RNA. It is a transcript of the gene cntn3b, whose product is annotated as contactin 3b. Gene Ontology annotation, biological process: cell-cell adhesion; brain development. Gene Ontology annotation, molecular function: cell-cell adhesion mediator activity. The record is from RefSeq and is a predicted model, not a curated record. NCBI's taxonomy places the organism in Eukaryota, Metazoa, Chordata, Actinopteri, Syngnathiformes, Syngnathidae.
CGCACAUCGAGAAUCGCCGCUCAGUGGCACCGCUGUCCUCCCUGCUUGUUGGCCGCAUCUCGUGGAGUGGGAACUGGAGGAGGAGCUCGAGGAACGACCCGGUAAACUGCGCCUAUAUCAACCCCCCCGACGCGUGGGGGGGGAUUUGUGGAGGUGGUACGCGCACCUCGAGGGAACUGGAUAAAGUAAAGAGCGCACGGAGCUGCUGCGAACAAUGUUUGCAGCACACUAGCGGAUAUUGGAAUUACGAUCAUAAAGAGGACAAAAUAGCAUCACAAGAGAAAUUAGAAUUCUUGUCUUCACAAGGAGAGGAUUCCAUUCACAAGUAAUUGGAUGAAAUUCCCAUCAGCGCUCUGCAAAUAAAGAUGAUGUUGCCAUGGAAACAAAUUGUUCUGCUAUCAAUCACAGGAUGCCUUGCAGCGUUUACAGACGAUGUCGUAUUUCAAGGGCCGAGAUUCAGGAUAGAGCCAAUUGACCUCAUUUUGCCGAUCAACUCCCCCAACCAGCAGGCCACCAUUAUGUGCGAUGCAGAAGGGAGCCCUACUCCACAGUACAGAUGGUCACUAAACGGAACACUCAUUGAUCUUGGGAAUGACUACCGGCGUCACAUGUCUGGGGGCAGCCUGAUCAUUAGCAACCUGGACAAGGACCAAGACUCUGGGCUAUACCAGUGUAAAGCCUUCAACACGAGGGGUUCCAUCCUGAGCAGAAAGGCUAGCAUCCAAUUUGCAUAUCUUGACAACUUCAAAACGCAAACAGUGAGAAGUACAGUCAACGUCCGAGAAGGUCAAGGAGUGGUUCUCUUAUGUGGCCCACCAGCACAUUCUGGAGAACUGACUUUUGCAUGGAUCUUCAAUCAAUAUCCCCACUUUGUCCAACAAGACAAUCAUCGGUUCAUCUCACAGGAGACUGGAAGUCUGUAUAUAGCCAAAGUAGAACCCUCGGAUGUGGGCAACUACACUUGUGUGGUUAACAACACCAUCACAAAGGAGAGGGUGUUAAGCUCCCCAACCCCACUGGUUCUCAGAAGUGAUGGAGUAAUGGGAGAAUAUGAACCUAAAAUAGAAGUUCAUUUCCCUGACUCGAUUCCAGCUGCAAAGGAAUCACUUGUGAAACUGGAAUGCUUCGCUCUAGGAAACCCUGUCCCAGAAAUAAGCUGGAGGAGAACAAGUGGAGUCCCUUUCCCAAGUAAAGUAAAAAUGAAAAACUCAAAUGCUGUUCUGGAGAUACCAAAUUUCCAGCAGGAAGAUGCAGGAACGUAUGAGUGUAUUGCAGAAAAUCGACGGGGCAAAAAUGCUGCACGAGGUCGUAUUUCAUUCCAUGCUAAACCUCACUGGUUCCAGACAAUGGCAGACACAGUUCUGUCCAUCCACCAAAAGCUGUUCUGGGAGUGUAAGGCGAAUGGAAAGCCGAAACCAUCAUACAGCUGGCUGAAGAAUGGCGAGCACGUGAUGUCAGAGGACCGGAUACAAAUCGAAAAUGGGGCCCUGUCCAUAGCUGCAUUAAACCUGUCAGAUUCUGGAAUGUAUCAGUGUGUAGCUGAAAACAAACAUGGAAUUAUUUAUUCCUCUGCCCAACUAAUGGUGUUAGCAUCACCUCCCAGUUUCUCCAAAAGUCCAUUAAAGGCCGUACUAAAAGCUCGCUUAGGUAGUGAAGUCACUCUUGAAUGCAAGCCCCAAGCCUCGCCCCCAGCAAUUAGCCAGUGGAAAAAGGACAAUGAGAUGCUGCAGAGAAAUGAAAGAAUUACACUGUUUUCCAGUGGAACAUUAAAGAUUACCAACGUAACCAGAAGUGAUGCAGCCAGCUAUACAUGCAUUGCUAAGAACCAGUUUGGGUCAGCAAGCACCACCGGGAGGCUACUUGUUACCGAGCCAACCCGAAUUACUGUGAGGCCCACAAACAUUGAGAUUAUUGUUGGCGAGAGCAUCGUGUUGCCGUGCCAGAUUGCCUGCGAUCCAGCUCUGGAUGUCUCUUUCUCAUGGGCAUUUAAUGGCCAGCUCAUCGACUUCCAGCAAGACAGUGAUCAUUUUGAGAGAGUGGGCGGGAGUAUAUCAGGGGAUCUGAUGAUUCGUAACAUUCAACUGAACCAUGGAGGCAAGUACGUGUGUGUUAUUGACACUGAGGUCGAGAGUCUGUCCACCUCUGCCAUCCUGGUUGUCAAAGGUCCACCAGGCCCUCCAGACAAAGUAACAGUAGAGGAAAUCACAGACAGCACGGCACAGCUUUCCUGGACUCCUGGAAGGGACAACGGCAGCCCCAUCACCGGUUAUAUCAUCCAGGGUCGGACGCCUUUUACUGUGGGCUGGCAGGCUGUUGAGACGGUGCCUGAAAUGGUAAAUGGUAACACACUGACUGCGACAGUAGUGGGUCUAAACGCUUGGGUGGAGUAUGAGUUCAGAGUAGUGGCACGCAAUAAUGUGGGCCUUGGCGAGCCCAGUCCAGCCUCGGCCAAAACCAGGACAGAGGAUACCAUUCCUGAUACAGCUCCCACUGAUAUCGGAGGUGGGGGCGGCACAAAGUCUGAAUUAGUGAUAACAUGGGAGCCUGUGUCUGAGGAAUUGCAGAAUGGUGAAGGGUUCGGCUACAUCAUCGCCCUCAGGCCAGUGGGCAAAGUUACUUGGACACGAGCCAUCAUCUCCACACCCGGCGUUGCACGUUAUGUCUUCCACAAUGACUCCAUCCCACCAUUCUCUCCUUUUGAUGUGAAAGUGGGAGCUUUCAACAAUCGAGGGGAGGGGCCCUUCAGCUCUAUCGCCACAGUGUAUUCAGCAGAGGACGUCCCCAGUGUGGCUCCUAAGAGGGUUAUACCUCGGAUUGUGUCUGCAACACAAAUUGAAGUGAUCUGGGAAGCUGUUCCAGCCAGCCCUGAAAGAGUGCUUGGAUAUGAGGUCAUGUACUGGGAAGACGACACCAAGCCUGACACUGUUGGCAAAGUCCGCAUAGCAGGAAACUACACCGUUGUUAACAUCACGGGGCUGAAUGCGAACACGGUGUACUAUCUUGCAGUGGCUGCCUGCAACACGGCUGGCCCCGGGCCGCAGUCGGUGCCUAUCAACAUCACCACAAAGAAACCACCGCCUGAUCGGGCACCUCUCAACAUAAAGUGGUCCAUGAUUGGGUCCACACUCUCACUGCAUUGGGAUCCUGUUGUAGCUGUGGAGAAAGAGUCAAAAGUCACUGGAUAUUUAGUGCUGGUGAAAAAACAACGUUACAAUGACAUGAACUAUUUUGUCACCAAUAAAACCUCUAUGGAGCUCAGCCUGUCCAGCAAUGCCAACUAUCUUAUUCAGAUCAAGGCCAUGAGUGAGGGAGGUGAAGGUGUAGGCAGUGAACCCAUCCACAUCCACAAAUUAAGCAUGGGAGCACGGGGUUCAAGGGCAUCCUGUUUCAACCCAUUCAACCUAUUUGCAGCACUCAUCGGUGUACUGGUUUACUUUAUCUGGUGAUGUCUAAUCAGAACCUCCAGCGCUCCCGACAGUCCGUUCAGUCUGCCUGUCCGAAUGUUAUCCCUCCUCUGGAGGGCCCAGGGUUCAGCGAUAGGACUUGGGAUUCCUUAAAAGGCGCAACUGUUAAAGAGUCCAUAUCAGUAAAGACUACAAGAAAAGGAUGUAACAAUUUUAGUGCAUGAUACCUUACAAUAUUUCAUCUGGAGUUAUAAGUGCCACCAUGCUGCUUCAUGACAACAACAUGACGUAUCCCACAUUUCUAUAAAAGAUACGACUGCCUUAAAAUAAAUUUUACACAUGCACUCUGUACCAAAUUAGGAAACAGAGUAUGCUUGUGUGGUGAAAUGUUUAAUUUUGGUGCAAUGUAUUUUCUCAAGGACAUCCUGUCCAUAAAGAUUAGCCCGUUGUCAUUGGUUGCAUUUGAAUUCAAUUGAAUUCAAAAUUCAAUUUCAUGAGCAAACAGUCAAACCAAAUUCAUUUCACUCAAUCAAAUACAUAGACAGUACUUAUUUGAGCGAAAGACCAAUUCAAUUACCAUUUUUUGUUAAUGGAGCAAUUGUAAUUGCUAAGUGAUCAGCUAUGCCUCACACCAUCAUAUUUCUGGAUUCUUAAAUAAUAUUCCAUCUGUUGUCUAGCCACAGACUUUUGAGCGCCAGGCCCUCUCUACAAUACCCUGAAAGAUGUCACAACUUUCUCUCCAUCUAAUACCCUUAAAUAAUAAAUAUCCAUCACACUCGGCUUUCUCAGUCUGGUGAAAAGGUUGGUUUUCACAGAGAGAUGUGCUACCAUGUCAAACAAAUCCCGUGUGUAUUGUUCUUCUUUUAUUUUUAGAUGACCUACAAUAUGUUCUAUAUUACACAAUGACUACACACCAUCGACGAUUGCAUGGCCCAGUGUGCAAUGGAAUAUACUAAUGACAGUGCCUUCACCAGAGCGCCAACUAAAAAUGUAUUUCAGUUGGUCAGACAUUCAAAUUUCAGAAAAGUAAUAGUCCGCUUUUUCUCACAAAUAUAUGGAAAUUUUACAGAAAAAUGGGGGGGAAGCUUCAUACUUGGAAAUUGUAUACUGUAUAUUGACCAAAUUUAUUGAGAUAUGUGAUAUGUGGUUGCUUUGUUAAAUGAAGAAGAUAAUGUGGGUCCAAUAUAUAGGGUGUUGGGUCCAAAAUAUAUUGGGCUAUUUUGGCAACAAAACUGACAUUGCCCUGCCUGCAAUUGGAGUAAAAAGCAUGGCUGCCAUUUUACCAAUCACUUCAUACCCGAAUAAAUUGCGAGACACGAAAUUGAGCAAGUUUCUCUCUGCAUUAAUUCAAAAGCCACCGAAGUAAGAGUUGAAAAGUAAUAACUGGAUUCUUGAGAGUGCCUGGAUGGAUGUGGAACGAUACAGCCAAUUGCUAGACAUUAUCGUGUCUUUCCUGAACAUAGGACAGUGCACAGGCAUCAGCUGGGAGGUUACCAUCAUCUGUAGUUUUGCACUCUCCCGCCACUCCCAAAGUCAAACAAAAGCACAAGGAACUGAUGCAAGGUGACUGCAUGUCCCCGCUGAGCCGUCUGAACAGGUGUGCAGACCUCAAACGCCUCAUAAAAAGUCUAAAAGGCCGGCAUAAUAAGGCCUGUUCUGUCAGCUACCUGACUGGUUUCAUAAAGCUGUGCGCGUGUUACUCCAUGGAAUAUUGAUUUUUCUGUUCUAUUAUUAAAGCUUUCAUUUUUUUCAGUUACCUGGUUGAUUGAUGGCCUCCUUCUUAUUGUACUCAUUUUGUUAUUUGCCGUCAAUGAUGUCCGUCGCAAGUUCACUACCUGGCUCUUAUAGUGUUUUUGUCUGUAUUUGUGUGAGUGUACAUUGACUAUAUAGUUUUACAAUAAACACGUUUUCUUAAAACUUUUUUAAAAAGGAAUUAGAGUGCAGUGAUUUACAGUGUUUUUUCUGAUUUAUUGAGUGUUACAAGUCAAUCUUCAAACUCCAUUGCUCGUGGUUUACUGUGUUUCGUCACAAAUGUGAUGACUUUAUUUCUAAAAACCUACAUUCCUGGACACUUCAAAAGCUAAAUUCUAUGGUGAAAUUCCUGAAAUUCAGAAGAAGUCUUUCCUUUGGGUGACACUUUCUGGUGUGUGACUGGGUGUUAAAGUAACUUCUUUCAGUAUUUUUCGAUUCCAGAUAUAUAAAGCUCAUCCAGAAAUAGUUAACUUAAAGGGUUAGUAUUUACCUCCCCCAACAUGUUUUUGAUGCAUCUUUCUGCUGUUCUUUGUUGUAGUGAGUCAUCACUCAACUGGUGAUCCUUUUCUGUUGCCCAAAAAACAUAUAUCUCCACUUCCAAUCAAUGAUCAAUGCUGUAUAUUACUACAUAAAAUAUGAAAUCACACACCUGUGUUUUUAAUUAAAAAAAUGUUUUUUUUUAAAGUCAACUGCCUUGACAGAGGUAUGCACAAGCUAACGUUCUCUCUAGUUUCAAAAUGUUAUAUCAUUGAGUGAUUGUAAUUUCUUACCAUUGUCUAAGCUCACAGGUUUAUGUUCCUGGCCUGGUGUUUUGAUGAAUGUGUUAAACGUGAUGUCAACAAAAUGAGAUAACCUGUUAACAUAUUGUACGACUGUCCCCAUUCUUGUUAAUGUGUAACUUCAAAGUCUGAGGUAAGAAAGUUACCAUAUAGAUUCCCAAUAUGUGACACCACGGCAAUCAUUUCUGUCUGUUAAUUUUUGAAGCCAAGUGCAUUCUGCUGAAAAAGAUAUGAAUUUUUGUGUUGGUAGUAUGUAGUACAAAAAGUUUGUAGUAGGCCUUAUAUCAGACGGAAAUUCCAUACAUCAACAGAAAAGUGUCCAGAUAUCAAAAAGCAGCAAUUUUUUUUUUUUUCAAAAGAAUAAUAGGUUGAAGUGGUUGUUGCGUGAAAGUGUAUUUCCUACAAUGUAAAUACUUGCAUAUAUUUUUAAAAGUAGGGGCACCCAAGGCAACCUUAUUGCUCUUAUAUAGUGUGUUCUCCAGCCUAAUACUGCUGUAUUAAUCAAUAAUCUCUGUGAGAUAUGGACAUGUAGAUUUGUAUUUUCAUAUUGAAAAGUAACUGUUUUGUCUUAUAUACUAAAAUUGUGCAUGGUAAUCAUUGUUUGUGAAUUUGUGUUGGAUUUUUCUAAAACAUAACAAUAAAAUUGCUUAUCCCCUGCCA